Parnassius apollo (apollo) is the source of this 675-nucleotide messenger RNA. The record is from the annotation of a GenBank genome assembly. NCBI's taxonomy places the organism in Eukaryota, Metazoa, Arthropoda, Insecta, Lepidoptera, Papilionidae.
AUGGCUCCCAGAGUAAAUACUGUGGCUUGGGAUCAUUUUACGGACAAAGGGCAACAAAUGGCCGAUUGUAAUAUUUGUAAAAUACAACUGAGUUUUAAAAGUUCUGUAUCAAACCUUACAAAACACAUUAAACGUAAACAUCCAUUCGUAAGUUUAGUUAGAAGAAACGACGUUCCAGCUCCAGUGAUAACAUCCCAGACUAACCAGCAACCACCAAUAUCAGACCAAUCUGCUGGAAUAGUUCAACAACCUGAAGAGGAUCGAAAUAGUUCCCAACUUCAAAAUGAAGAGCAGCAGCUAUCGGAUCAAGAAGCACAUCCUCCAGCUCAGCCACAAAUUAAUUUAGUAUGGCAGCACUAUGCAGAAAAAAUGAAAAAUAUUCAACCCAAGGGCACGGCAACUUCUCGAGCGAUUUUAGAAGUUCAAAGAUAUUUGGACGAUAAAGUUGUGUUGCCAUGUGAGAAUAUGUCACCACUAGAGUGGUGGAAAAAGCGGAAAGAUGUAUACCCGCAUUUGUAUGCUCUGGCCCUCACCAAGUUGAAUGCAAUGGCCACGAGUGUCCCUUGUGAAAGAUUAUUUUCCUCAUGUGGCUUACUGCUAAAUGACAGGAGAACGAAGCUGGGAACUCGAAAAGUGCAACAAUUAAUGUUCUUAAAUCAAAAUUCAAGUAAUUAA